AUGGCUGCCUCCCCUCUUCACCUUCCUGUCGGCUGUGGGCAACGCCGUUACCUGCAAAAACACCCAAAAACGCAACAAACAAGUGGCCGGUGGCACGACCAAAGGGCUGCCGGUCUGUGGGCGCUGCUGGGUUGCUGUGGAGCUGUUGUCGCCGUGGGACUGAGAGAAGGCUGGGAAGAAGACAGCGGGGCUGCCGCUGUGUUCGGCUUGAGGAAGCAAGGAGCUGCUGCGGGGCUGGAAACCAAAGGGGAAGCAGACGUUGCUGAUGGGGAAGGAGACGCUGCUGCUGGAGGUUUGGGUUUCGGUGGAAGCCGGUUUGGGGAAGGUGGGGGCAGGGCUCUCAGUUCAGUAGAGAGGAAGAUGGGGUUGAGAGGGACCCUGGUCUGGUCGGGUGAGGAUGAAAGGAGUUUCACUGGUUUGUCUCUGGCCAGGCAAAGGGGGAAGAAUGGCGCUGGUUUAGGUGGGAGCUGCCGAAAUGGGGGAAGGUCCCCGUGCAAGCAGAGGGUGGCGGCUUUUUGUAUCUGCAGGCUGAGGAAGGAGUGGUGGAGGCUGGAGGCCGGAGCUGCGGGUGCAGCGGCGCUUGAGGGAGGAGCUGCUGCUGUUGGAGGACGGCGCUGCUGCACAGGCUGGUGGAGCAACCGGCGGUGGUUGGCCUUGUUGCUGAGUUCUGCUGCCGCUGCUCUUGGUGGAGGAGAUGGGUACGGCGCUGCUGGAAUAGGAAGAGCAGGAGAAGAAGGAAACGGUGGCCGAGAGAGAGAGGAGGGAGCGUGUGUGGGUCUCCUGAUCUGCAGGCUGAGGAAGGAGUGGUGGAGGCUGGAGGCCGGAGCUGCGGGUGCAGCGGCGCUUGAGGGAGGAGCUGCUGCUGUUGGAGGACGGCGCUGCUGCACAGGCUGGUGGAGCAACCGGCGGUGGUUUGCCUUGUUGCUGAGUUCUGCUGCCGCUGCUCUUGGUGGAGGAGAUGGGUACGACGCUGCUGGAAUAGGAAGAGCAGGAGAAGAAGGAAACGGUGGCCGAGAGAGAGAGGAGGGAGCGUGUGUGGGUCUCCUGGUGUGCGGCUGA
Molecule: messenger RNA, 1059 nt
Organism: Populus nigra (black poplar)
Lineage: Eukaryota; Viridiplantae; Streptophyta; Magnoliopsida; Malpighiales; Salicaceae
Exons: 9
Coding region: 1-1059 (352 amino acids)
Source: RefSeq, a predicted model, not a curated record